Molecule: messenger RNA, 13037 nt
Organism: Corythoichthys intestinalis (scribbled pipefish)
Lineage: Eukaryota; Metazoa; Chordata; Actinopteri; Syngnathiformes; Syngnathidae
Product: spectrin beta chain, non-erythrocytic 4-like
Exons: 44
Coding region: 228-8147 (2639 amino acids)
Biological process (GO): actin cytoskeleton organization
Cellular component (GO): cell projection; cell junction; spectrin
Molecular function (GO): structural constituent of cytoskeleton; actin filament binding; phospholipid binding
Source: RefSeq, a predicted model, not a curated record
CAGAUGGAAACGGCGUCGGUGGUGGGGAGGGGGGUAAGGGUCCGUCCUAUGGAUGUCAUCAUCAUCAGUAGCAGCCGGGCCAGCACCUCCCGGCCUGGCGUUUAAUUGGCGGCCUCCUCCUCGGCUCGGCUCUUCUGGGAGCUGAGCAAGCCGGCGACCAGCGCUCGACCGCCGGAGGACACAAAGCUUCGUCCUCGGCACUCGCGCGGAAGGGCGUCGGGGACGCGAUGGCGAAUGCCUCGCCCGACCUGGACAACGCCGACGCCCAGCGCCAGCUCAACAACAACAACCGGCCUGUCAGCUCGGCAUUUUGGGAAACGGAGUGCACCAGCGCAAAGUUAUUUGAAUGCUCCCGAAUCAAAGCCCUGGCAGAGGAGCGCGACGCCGUCCAGAAGAAGACGUUCACCAAGUGGGUUAAUUCCCACCUGUCCCGAGUUUCCUGCCGCAUCUCGGACCUCUACAAUGACCUGCGUGAUGGCUACAUGCUCACGCGGCUACUGGAGGUCCUCAGCGGAGAGCUGCUGCCGAGGCCAACGCGAGGCCGGAUGCGCAUCCAUUGUCUGGAGAAUGUGGACAAAGCCCUUCAGUUCCUCAAGGAGCAGAGAGUCCAUCUGGAGAACGUGGGCUCACACGACAUUGUCGACGGGAACCACCGCCUCACACUGGGCCUCAUCUGGACGAUCAUCCUCCGAUUUCAGAUUCAGGUGAUCAAGAUCGCCACAGCGGACAACAGAGAGACACGCUCGGCAAAGGACGCUCUGCUGCUUUGGUGCCAGAUGAAGACAGCCGGGUACCCUGAGGUGAAUAUCCAGAACUUCACAAGCUGCUGGAAGGAUGGCCUUGCCUUCAACGCACUCAUUCACAGACACAGACCAGAUCUGAUUGAGUUCCAGAAGCUGACCAGAUCCAAUGCUACUCACAACCUGCAGCAGGCCUUUAAUGUUGCCGAGCAGAACCUGGGCCUCACCAAGCUGCUAGACCCCGAGGAUGUGAACACGGAGAACCCGGAUGAAAAGUCCAUCAUCACCUACGUGGUCUCCUACUACCACUACUUCUCCAAGAUGAAGGCUCUUAUAGUGGAGGGCAAGAGAGUUGGCAAGGUCUUGGACAACUGUAUCGAGGCGGAAAAACUAGUAGGCCGAUAUGAAGCGCUGGCGUCGGACCUGCUGGAAUGGAUCGAGAAGACCAUUGCCAUCAUCGGCAAUCAGAAGUUUGCUAACUCUCUGACAGGGGUUCAGCAGCAGUUGCAGGCCUUCACCACUUACUGCACUGUUGAGAAGCCUAUCAAGUUUCAGGAAAAAGGGAACUUGGAAGUCCUUCUCUUUACUAUUCAAAGCAAACUGCGAGCCAACAACCAGAAAGCCUACAUGCCUCAUGAAGGGAAGCUCAUCUCUGACAUCAACAAGGCGUGGGAGCGGCUGGAGAAGGCAGAGCAUGAAAGGGGUGUGGCUCUGCGCAAGGAGUUAAUUCGCCAGGAGAAGUUAGAGCUGCUGGCUCAGCGCUUUGACCACAAGACCACCAUGAGACAAGCGUGGCUUAAUGAGAACCAGAGGCUUGUGUCGCAGGACAACUUUGGCUACGAUCUCCCCGCCGUGGAAGCGGCCAUGAAGAAGCACGAGGCCAUUGAGGCAGACAUCGCCUCGUACGAGGAGCGCAUUGGUGUGGUGGUGGAGCUGGCUGCCGAGAUGGAGGUGGAGAGCUACUUCGACAUUCGUCGUAUCUCUGCCCGCAAGGAGAAUAUCCUGGGGCAGUGGAGCCUGCUGAAAGAACUGGUGGCUGGCAGGCGGAUCCGGCUGGAGAAAAACCUUGCUCUGCAAAAGACCUUUCAGGAUAUGGUCUACAUGAUCGACUGGAUGGAGGACACGCAGGCCCAACUGCUGUCCAAAGACUUUGGAAAGCAUCUUCUGGAGGUGGAUGACCUUCUGCAGAAGCACAGCCUGCAGGAGGCCGACAUCGGUGUGCAGGCCGAAAGGGUGGAGACCCUCAAUGCUGCAGCACUUAAAUUCACGAAUAUAGAGGGUUACCAGCCAUGCGACCCGCAGGUGAUCUGUAACCGGGUCAAUCACGUCUCGUCCUGUCUGGAGGAGCUGAAGGAGUUGGCGGCCAAGCGGCGCUCUGAACUGGAAGAUUCCAGGCAGCUGUGGGCCUUCUUCAAGGAAUUGGAAGAGUCUGAGGCGUGGAUGCGAGAAAAAAGCUCCAUACUGGGGGCUCAGGGUUAUGGAAAAGACCUGAGCAGUGUGCUUAAAUUGCUCCAGAAACACAAGACCCUUGCCGGAGAAUUGAUGGCCCACCGAGCUUUGCUGGAGAUGACCAUUCAGCGCGGUCAGGAAAUCCUCAAUGAGAAGAGCCUUGACACAGCGGGCAUCCAGGAACACAUCCUGGACGUGACCGACGAGUGGACUCGGCUGGAGGAGCAGGCAGCCCAGCGCCUCACCCAUCUACAGGAGGCGCUGAAUUUUUUUCAGUUCUCUACCGAGACGGACGACCUGGUGGUCUGGCUACAGGACUCCUACCGCUUGGUGUCAAGCGAGGACUUUGGGCACGAUGAGUACUCCACAUGUUCACUACUCAAAAAGCACCGUGGCGUCAGUGAGGACAUCGACAAGCACCGGCUACAUGUGGUGGCAUUGCGAAAACACAUGGUGGCACUGCCAUUGCGCUAUCGAGAACAAGAGGAAGUUCAGGUUCGGAUGGUGGAAGUGGAACAGCUAUAUACUGAGGUGGUGGAGGUGGGCGUCCUACGCCAGCAGUGGCUCCACGACGCCCUGGCCGUGUACCGCAUGUUCAGUGAGGUCAACGCUUGCGAGCUGUGGAUAGACGAAAAAGAGCAGUGGCUGAACAAGAUGGAGAUCCCAGAGAAGCUGGAGGAUGUAGAGGUAGUAGCGCACAGAUUUGAGUCCCUGGACCAAGAGAUGAACAGCUUAAUGGGUAGGAUCCUGGAUGUUAACCAGAUAGUCCAGCAACUUCUGGAUGGAGGACAUCCAUCCUCCACAGAGGUCAGAGGAUGUCAGGAUCACCUCAAUUCCAGAUGGAACAGCAUCGUGGCUCUGGUGGAGCAGAAGAAAGCUCAGCUUGGCAGCAUGCAACGUCUUCAAAACUACCUUCUGGAGUGUAGUGAGAUCAAGUCACAGAUCCAGGAAAAGCGCAAGGCUAUUGAUGCCACACAGUACGCAGGCAGCGACCUGGGCGGUGUACUGGCUUUGCAGCGUCGCCUCUCCACCAUGGAGGGGGCUUUGUCUGUGCUGGAGCCCAAACUGAUGCACCUACAGGAGGAAGCAGAGCACUUGGCCACCGUACAUGCCAGUCGUGCCACGGAGGUCCUCCUUCCAUUCGAUGGCAUCAGUGUCGAGUGGGAAGAGCUUAAAUGUACACUGCAAGGCUGCGAAGACUCACUAAUGGUGGCCAGCAGGCUGCAGAGUUUCAUCCAGGACCUGGACUUGUUCCUAACCUGGCUGGUCCAAACGCAGACAGCCGCCGCUUCAGAACAGCUACCUAAUGACCUGGAGGAAGCAGAGCGACUCAUUAACAAACACGCUGCACUCAAGGAAGAGAUUGGACGGUAUGAAGAGGACUACGAGCGUCUGCAGGCCAUGAAUGAGCUGCUGGAGUCUGAGGAGGCGCCUCUUCCGCAAGCCGCCUUGCAGCAGUGGCUGCAGAAGCUGGACGUGGGCUGGAACAAGCUGCUGGAGAUGUGGGACAGUCGGCGGGAUGUUCUAGUGCAGGCGCACAUCUUCCACCUUUUCCUGCGUGAUGUCAAACAAGCUGAGUCCUUCAUCAACAAUCAGGAAUCUGCGCUGGCCCACGUAGAGCUUCCAACCACAGUGGAGACGGUGGAGGCCGCAGUGAAGAAACACAAGGACUUCACCACCACCAUGGAGCUCAACCUUCACCGCAUUAAGGCCGUCAUUGAGGCCGGAGAGAGCCUCAUCAGCCAGAACAACAUCUACUCAGAGCGCAUACGACAGCGUGUAGACACACUUGCCACAAGGGGAAACCAGAAUCGUGAGCAGGCCCAGCAGUGGUUGGAAAAACUCAAUGACCAGUGGGCUCUCCAGAGGUUUCUGCAGGACUGUCAUGAGCUGGGCGACUGGGUGAACGAGAAGAUGCUCAUGGCGCGGGACGGAAACUGCGACGACACACAGAAGCUUCACAAGAAAUGGCUCAAGCACCAAGCCUUCAUGGCCGAGCUAGCGCAGAACAAAGAGUGGCUGGACAAGAUCGAAAAGGAGGGCCAGCACUUGAUUCAGGAGAAACCUGAGCUGAGCCCGUUGGUGCGUCAGAAGCUGGAGGAGAUCCGUGAAUGCUGGUUGGACCUAGAGAGCACCACGCAAGCCAAGGCCCAACAGCUUUUCCAGGCCAACAAGGCGGACCUGUUGGCUCAGAGCUACCGUAGCCUGGACCAGAGGCUUGGCCAGAUGGAGGGCCAGCUGGCCUAUGUGGACCGUGGUCACGACUUGGCUACUGUCAACAGGCAACUUAAAAAACUGCAGAGCAUGGAGUGCCAAAUGGAGGAGUGGUACCAGGAGGUUGGUGAAUUGCAGGCUCAGGCGGCCGCCGUCCCGCAGCAGACCCGAGCCAAAGAGACCGUGGCUGAGCAGCAGGCGGCAGUUGAGGCUCGCAUGGUGCGCCUGAUAGAACCCCUCAAGGAACGCAGACGCCUGCUUCUUGCUUCCAAGGAGGUGCACCAAGUGGGACGAGACCUGGAGGAUGAGAUGUUGUGGGUGCAGGAGCGCCUCCCACUGGCCAUGAGUCAGGAACAUGGAUCCUCCCUGCAGUCGGUGCAGCAGCUCAUGAAGAAGAACCAGACCCUGCAAAGGGAGCUUCAGGGCCACCUCAGCCAUGUAGAGGAAGUUUUGGAGCGUGCUGCCAUCUUUGCUUCAGUCCGCAGCCCUGAAGCCAACGCUGUGCGAGCAGGCCACGAGCAGCUGUCCCAACUUUGGGCGCUUCUCUGGGCGGAGACGGAGCGUCGGCAGCUGAUGCUGGACGCCAUGUAUCAGGCGCAGCAGUACUACUUUGACACGGCCGAGGUGGAGGCCUGGCUCAGCGAACAAGAGCUGAACAUGAUGAACGAGGAGAAAGGAAAGGACGAGCCGAGCACCUUGCAGUUGCUAAAGAAGCACCUGGUCCUGGAGCAGACCAUCGAAGACUACGCUGAAACUAUCGGCCUGCUGUCUCAGCAGUGUCGCCAGCUUCUGGAAAUAGGACACCCCGACUGUGAGCAGAUCAGCAAACGUCAGUCGCAGAUGGACCGUUUGUACGUGUCGCUGAAGGAUCUGGUGGAAGAACGCAAGAGUCGCCUGGAGCAGCAGUACUGGCUCUACCAGCUCAAUCGUGAGGUGGACGAGCUGGAACAAUGGAUCGCUCAGAGGGAGGUGGUGGCCAGCUCGCCCGAGCUGGGACAGGACUUUGAGCAUGUCAACUUGCUUCAGGAGAAGUUUACAGAGUUUGCGUCAGAGACGGGCAGCACGGGCCAGGAACGCGUGACGGCUGUCAACCAGAUGGUGGACGAGCUGAUCGACUACGGCCACGCCGAGGCUGCCGUCAUCGCCGAGUGGAAGGACGGCGUCAAUGAAUCGUGGGCUGAACUGCUGGAGUUGAUGGAGACACGGACACAGAUGCUGGCCGCCUCACAUCAACUGCACAAGUUCUUCGCUGAUUGCCGAGAGGUUUUGUCUCAGAUCGAAGAUAAACACCGCAGGUUACCGGAAGUGCGCAGUCGUCAGACCAGCACGGCCAACACCAGUACGCUGCAGAGGCUGCUGCGUGGCUUCGAGCAGGAUAUCCAACUGCUGGUCACGCAGGUGCGCCAGCUUCAGGAGAGUGCGGCCCAGUUGAGGACGGUGUAUGCCGGCGAUAAGGCUGAAGCCAUUGCAUGCAGUGAACAUCAGGUCGUGCAGUGCUGGAAAGAGCUGCUCACCUACUGUGAGGACUGUCGACUGCAGAUCACCACAGAGACGGACAAGCUCAGGUUCUUCGGAUUGGCCCGUGAUCAGAUCAUGUGGAUGGAUUCCAUUCUCUGCCAGAUCGACACGGGAGAGAAGCCAAGGGACGUAUCGUCAGUGGAAGUUUUGAUGAACUAUCAUCAGAGUCUAAGGAACGAAGUGGAUGCUCGCAGUCAGAAUGUGGUGGAAUGUAUCGACAUGGGAAAGAUGCUGCUGGCGGCAAGAAACCCUGCCGCUCACCAGAUCAAGGAAAAACUGGACCAGGUGGUCGCUAAGCAACACGAGCUUUCUGAGAAGUGGGACAAGCACUGGGAGGAGUUGCAGCAAUUGCUAGAAGUGCACCAAUUCGCUCAGGAAGCUGUAGUGGCAGAGGCAUGGUUGGCAGCGCAGGAGCCUCUGGUCAGCAGCAAGGAGCUGGGAGGCAGCGUGGACGAGGUGGAGCAACUCAUUCGGAGACACGAGGCCUUCCGCAAAGCUGCUGCCACCUGGGAAGAACGAUUCAGCUCGCUCAGACGCCUUACCACGGUGGAAAAACUGAAAGCUGAGCAAAGCAAACAGCCGGCCACUCCUCUGCUUGGCCGUAAAGUCUUCCUAGAUCCUCAGGAUGCUUCGCCGGCUCCCCCUUCCACUCUCCCCCGCCUCCCCCUCUCACCCGUCAUGAGACAGACCAUCUAUGAGCGGAACGAGGCCAGCACGCCGCCCUCUCCUUCGCCCGCCACGCCCACGCCAUCACCCUCGGCAGUUCGACAUCCCGUUCAUGCUGCCCAUCCCGCCCGUUCGUCCAUCUUGUCUGUGGCGACAGCCGCCAUGUUGGUCUCGGCUAAUCAAGUGCGAGAAAGUAGCGGGAAGACAGGUCACCUUCAGCCCAAGGUGGAGGUGGAUGCCAAGCCAUCGCCGUACCUACGCCAACCCAAAAUCAAACACCUAGACGACGCUGUGACGCCACUUCUGGUAGCCAGUCGGCUGGAGAAGGCCCGAGAAAGAGGCAGGGAGAUGGCAACAGAGCGAGCCGAGGUGGCCGUGAUGGCCGAGGUGGUCCUCCAGGAGCCUAACCGAGACCGCCUCCAUGGGGGGCCCCGACCCUCCCGGACUAACCCCGAGCCGCAGGUCCAGACUCACGCAGUGCGGCUGGAGCAUCCGCUUUCCGGCGAACAGCUCAUCCAGGCCCGCAAGAACGAGCUUCCUCAGGAGGUGUGGCGGGAACACGCCGAGCGACGGGAGCGACGGACUCUGGAGAGGCAGACGUCCAGCGAGCAGGAGGGACACGGAAGCCACGAGGGUCGCAAGAGGGAGCGAGACCGGCAUCGGCUGGAGAGGCAGGAAUCCAGCGAGCACGACACCGGGAAGGAGCAUUCGGACAGACGCUCAGCAGGAGGGGAGAGAAGAACUACUAUGGCAGACAUAGUGGAGCAGCUUCAGGAGAGAGAAGCAGCACAGGCCCGAGGUGAGGUUCCCCGCCUGCCGAACGGCCUACCAGAGAAGUCUUCCCGUCCCGACAGGCCUCGAGCCCGUGACAGACCCAAACCGCGGCGUAGGCCGAGACCCAAAGAAUCAGGAGAGACCACGCGGCGAUCCCGCUCGGCACCGGCACAAAGCGGCCCAGCGGCCCCCCAGCCACCCACACACAGCGCACACCACGAGGGCUUCCUCUUCCGCAAGCUGGACAUCGAGAGCCUGAAGAAGAGCACUAACAGCAGGUCUUGGGUGAACCUGUACUGCGUGCUGAACAAAGGCGAGCUGGGCUUCUACAAGGAUGCUAAAAACACAGCCACGGCGUACAACAAUGAGCCUAUGCUAAACCUUGCACACUGCCACUGUGAUGUCACCAACGGAUACAAGAAGAAGAAGAAUGUCUUCACGCUUAAGACAAAAGACGGCAGCGAGUUCUUGUUCCACGCAAAAGACGAGGAGGACCUGAAGACGUGGGUGGGCAACAUUAGCAGUAGCAUCUCGGAACAUGAGGAGAUGGCCAAGUGGGGCCAGCUCCAAGCAACUACCUCAUCCACUGACGAGGGGACGCAGCGCGACGGAAGCAAGGCCGGCUCAGAACGCGGAGGCGAGCGAUCGGACAGAGCCGAGAAAGCGGAAAAGCCAGAAAAAGAGAAGGAAAAAGACAGGGGACGGGACAAAGACCGGGUGGAGCGAUCAGAUCGUGGCGGUAAGGCGGAAGCCAAACGUUCAGAAAAGCCCAGUAAGAAAAAGUGAUGUCUUCACAACACCUCCCGUGUGGAAGAUCUUGGAUGCAAACUGAUGCAGCAGGAAAGAACUCUGAAAUGACUUAUUCUUCUCCUACUGCAUCUAUGCGGUAACGCCCUCCGCUGGCUUCGCAGGGAAGUUCAGCGGGAAGACAAUUGCGGUUUGUGACAUUGGGGAUUAAGUAGAUCGCGCUGUUCCAUGUUUGUUUGUUUUUUUUGUAUGAGAUGAGAAGUGUGUUUGUUAUACGUGCGUGUGUGUUUCUGUUUCUACGUAGGGUUUGUCAAGUAGCACGGUUUUUUUAAAGGAGCAAAGCUCAAAAUCAUUACAAGCGCUUUUAUUUUCGAUUCCGAAACAGUAAAUGCACUGGCCAUAAAUAGUCCCAAAUCAAAAGAGUAAAAGACAAAACGAGAACUAAAUUGAUGAGAACAAAAAAAAAACUGUUACGAACGAAAAAAUAGUUGAACAUUUUUGCUUUCCAAAGAUUCAACAUUCAAUUGAAGAACACCCCUGUUGUUCCAUGGAUUAUGUGGUUAUUCAACAAAAUCGUUUUAGACUCUUUAACUGGUUUAAAACAAAUUUUAGGAUUGGUCUAAGAACUCUCUAAAUAUGCUUGAAAAAGCUAUUCAUCUACUAAUAUUCGAAGAAAAUCUUAAGACAAUCUUGGGUUGGCCUUAGUGUUAUUGAAGUUUGGCUCAUGUUGGUCUAAAAUGUCUUUGAAUACAUCACAAAAACACACAUAUAUGUAUUUAUUUAUUUAUUUUUUAAAUCAAGACUCUCUUAUAAAUUUGAAAGUCCUUUAAGACAAUUUAGUUCAUCCGGAAAGUCUCCGGAAAAUCUUAAACUGGUCCAAAAAUCCCUGCUGAAAAGUGUUUAAAGAUAUCUCAGUUGGUCCAAAAAACAUCUCUAAAUACGCUACAUCAUCUAAAGUUCUAUAAAGAUAGUUGGGCCACAAAGUAUUUGAACACACUUUCUUCAGUCUAAAAUGAAGAAUCUCCAGUUGACCUAAAAGGUUUGAGACACUCAAUUUGUUCCAGAAAUCUCUACAUUGUCCAUUUGGUUUGAAAGUUUUUGAAUCCUUUCUACAAAAAUAUUCUUAAGACCUUCCAUUUUGGCCCAGAAAAAUCUUUAUUCUCCAUAUUUGUUCCAGAAAAUCUCUGAAGACUCUUCAGUUGGUCCAAAAUGUCUCUUAGGACCCUUCAGUUGGCUUAAAAAGUCUCCAUUAGACCCUAUGGAUGGAUUAAUAAGAGUAGUUCAAUAUCUACGACCUUUAACAUCGGAAGUAACACAGAUUUAACCAGUUUUCAAACCCACUAAUAUAAUUUCAUACAAGUGUAUAGAGAGAAGAAAAUAAGUAUUUGACCACCCUGUUGUUUUGCAAGUUCUCCCACUUAGAAAUCAUGGAGGAGUUUGAAAUUUUCAUUGUAAGUGCAUGUCCACUAUAAGAGAGAUCAUCUAAAAAGAAAUAUCCAAAAAUCACUAUGCAUGAUUUUUAAACUAUUUACUUGUGUGAUCCAGCUGCAAAUAAGUAUUUGAUUACCUGUCUAUCAGCUAGAAUUCUGACCCUGAAAGACCUGUUAGUCCACCCGUUAAAAGUCCACCUCCACUCCAUGUAUUAUCCUGAAUCAGAUGCACUUGUUUGAGGCCGGUAGCUGCAUAAAGACACCUGUCCACCCCAUACAGUCUGCAAGACUCAAACUUGUAACAUGGCCAGGUCCAAAGAUAUGUCCAAAGACACCAGAGACUAAAUUAUACACCUCCACAAGGCUGGAAAGGGCUACGGAGCAAUUCCCAAGCAGCUUGGUGACAAAAAGUCCACUGUUGGAGCAUCAUUAGAAAAUGGAAGAAGCUAAAUAUGAUGGUCAGUCUGAAAUUGGAGUGGAGCGCCAAUGUAAGAUACAGUAUCACCUCGUGGGGUCUCAAUGAUUUUAGAAAGGUGAGGAAUCAGCCCAGAACUACACGACAAGAGUUGGUCAAUGACUUAAAAAGAGCUGGGACCACUGUUUCCAAUGUUACUGUUAGUAAUAUACUAAGACGUCGUGGUUUGAAAUCAUGCAUGGCACUGAAGAUUCCCCUGCUUAAACCAGUACUUGUCAAGGCCCGUCUUAAAUUUGCCUAUGACCAUUUGGAUGAUCUUUUUGGUCAUAAUUUCACCAACCGUGUUUGGAGAAGAAGAAGGAUGAGUACUAUCUCAAGAACACCAUCCCUACUGUGAAGCAUGGGGGUGGUAGCAUCAUGCUUUGGAGUGUUUUUCUGCGCAGGGGACAGGACGAGUGCACUGUAUCGAAGAGAGGAUGACUGGGGCCCUGUACUGAGAGAUUUUGGGGAACAACCUCCUUCCUUCAUUCAGAGCAUUGAAGAGGGAUCAUCACUUCCAACUAGGGGUGUCAAACGAUUAAAAUUUUUAAUCGAGUUAAUUACAGCUCAAAAAUUAAUUAAUCGUAAUUCAACGCAAUUAAUCGCAAUUCAAACCAUCUAUAAAAUAUGCCAUAUUUUUCUGUAAAUUAUUGUUGGAAUGGAAAGAUAAGACCGAGAUGGAUAUAUACAUUCAACGUAUGGUACAUAAGUACUGUAUUUCUUUAUUAUAACAAUAAAUCAACAAGAUGGCAUUACCAUUAUUUACAUUCUGUUAAAGCGAUCCAUGGAUAGAAAGACUUGUAGUUCUUAAAAGAAAAAGAAAAAUAAUAAAUAAAAUAUAUAAAUAAAUAAAAUAUAUAAAUAUUUAUAAAAAUUUAUAGAAAAUAAAAGAUAAUAACUAGUACAAGUUAUAGAAAUUUUAUAUCAAAACCCCUCUUCAUGUUUUCGUUUUAAUAAAAUUUGUAAAAUUUCAAUCAAAAAAUAAACUAGUAGCCCGCCAUUGUUGAUGUCAAUAAUUACUUACACAAUGCUCAUGGGUGCUGAAGCCUAUAAAAUCAGUCGCACACAAGCGCCAGCAGAGGGCGGCAAAACUCCGAAAAACACAACAAGUACACCUUUCACUUUGCAGUCCUUUUUGCUGUCCUUUCUGUUUGAGCGGGGCAUUUGUGCGUUAAUUGCGUCACAUAUUUUAACGGGAUUAAUUUAAAAAAUUAAUUACCGCUCGUUAACGCGAUAAUUUUGACACCUCUACUUCUAACAUGACAAAACCCGAAGCUAGGGUUGCCACCUUUCAGAAAUAAUAAAUACGGGACAUUCCCCUCGCGCCCAGAGCUGUACAUGAAGAGAAAAAAAGGGACAUCCCAAAAACUCCUAAAAUGCAUAGAAAUUUAUCUAUUCAUUUACAGUAUAUUCCGCAUUAGUUCAAUACGGAACGCAACAUUUAAUUCCCAAUUUUGGAGUGUUCAUUAUUUUAGGGGACAGGUGGCAACCCUACCCGAAGCACACAGGCAGGAAAACCAAGGAGAAGCAUAUCAAGAUUCUGGCAUGGCCUAGCCAGUCUCCAGACCUAAACCCAAUAGAAAUCCUUUGGAGUGAAUUCAAACUCUGUGUUUCUCAGUCAGCCCAGAAACCUGACUGAUCUAGAGAAGAUCUGUGUGGAGGAGUGGGCCAAGAUCACUCCUGCAGUGUGUGCAAACCUGGUAAAAAACAACAGGAAACGUUUGAGCUCUGUAUUUGUCAACAAAAGCUACUGUACCAAAUAUUAAGAUUCGUUUUCUCAGGUGUUCAAAUAUUUAUUUGCCGCUGUAUCACACAAAUAAAUCGUUAAAAAAUGGUGCAUUUUGAUUUUUUGAUUUUUGUUUUUAGAUUAUCUCUCUCACAGUGGACAUUCACUUACGAUGAAAAUUUCAAACUCCUCCAUGAUUUCUAAGUGAGAGUACUUGCAAAAUAGCAGGGUGUCGAAAUACUUAUUUUCUUCACUGUUCAUUGAAGAAGCCCACUAUGCCAAACUAAUCUCAAUCAUAAUCACACAAAAAUGAUCAUAGUCCAGUUUCAGGUUUCCAUGCAAGGGACUCUAGUUGUUGAUGUUUUACGUCUGUCCAUGGCUCUCAGGUUUCUUCUCUUGUUUUAGUGUGUGCUUGGGAUGUUCAAAUGUCUUCCAAAUGCGUGCAAGGCGAACCCACGGAAACGUCAGCAGAGUGUAGGCAAGGAACAUGGUAUAAAUGAUUGAAUCGAUGGCAGACCAGAACUGCUUCAACUGUCACACCUUGUGACUUUGCAUGUCUGAUUUGACGUGGAAUCACAUAAAAGAAUACAAAUAUAACACUUUUUUUGUUUCCUGUCUCUAAACUCAACUUUCCUCUAAGUUUAAAAAAAUUAGAAGGGGUUAAUUGCCUUCCCAACGUUUCUGGGGACGCUACUUACUGAGCUUUCAGUGUGUUUGUAUUGGGGACCCCUUAAAUACAUGCAUUUUCAUCAGGAUACACAAUACACUUGGGCCCGAUAGAUAAAAUGAUCCCCUCUCCUGCUUUAGCUACAUGCUAGUGAAUUGAUGUCACUGCUACAUGCAUUUCAUUCUUUUUUUUUUCUUAUGCAUUAUGGGUGAAUGGCAGGAUCAAUGCAGUCAUUACAGUGCAUGUCGGACACAAUUAUCGAGAGAUGGGAGACAAAAUGAGAAUAGAGCAGUCUUGUUUUGAUGUCGACAACCUCCAGAUGGACUCCAAAGUUACACACAGCACAAAAAAGACGCAGUGUGUACAGUGUCACACGGCUGACAGCCACAUGAAAUAUAUUGUAUGUAUGUAUGUCCACUUCGGUGUGACAGCUCAGAUGGAAUGAUGAAUAAAAUACAUUUUGUUCUAUCAAUGAAAACUCCCACCAUGUCUAAUUGUGUGUCCGUCCUCAUAAUUUGCUUCUUUAUAUUGAAAAAGGCACGACAGUGAUCCCUCGUUUUUUGCGGUUAUUGGGGACCAGAACCCGCUGCAAUAAGUGAAAAACCGCGAAGUAGCCGCCUCAAGCAAAAAAAUAAUUUUUUGUUUUGUUUUG